Molecule: messenger RNA, 3613 nt
Organism: Didymodactylos carnosus
Lineage: Eukaryota; Metazoa; Rotifera; Eurotatoria; Philodinida; Philodinidae
Source: the annotation of a GenBank genome assembly
AUGCCGUUAAAAGUUGACAAGAAAGUGAUCCAACCAAUAAUUGGUGGGGUUGGCGGUGGACAGCGACGUGUAAGCCAACUUCCACGAGGAUCGAUAGCUGCUUUCAGGGAAGAUGGUGAUCCAGAUUAUCUACCUGACUUUCCAUCGGAUGAUAUAAGACCUGUCCGACCAGACGAUCAAAUGAAACUGACAGAUGCUGAAUUAAAUGAAGAACAUACUCGUAUAUUAACAGCUCGCAAUCCUCAAGCAGCCGAAAAUAUCGUUCGAUUUAGUCAUAAAGAGCGAAUGUACAAACCAAUAGCUCAAGUUGAUCAGUUAGCGGUUCAUUACCAGUUAGAUGGCAAUUUAAUUCAUAAAGAUUCUGAAGAAGCAAAGCGACAAAUGGCCAGAGAUGGAGGAGACCAAAUCGAAGCAGAAGAAGUUGUAUCGAGCAAUCGUCAGGAUCAAGAAACUACGAAAGAAGGUGAUGAAGAAGAUGAUGAAAAACCAAAGAAACCUGCUGGCGAUGGAAAAGCAAAAAAACUAACAAAUCAGUUUAAUUUCAGUGAACGAGCGUCUCAAACGUAUAAUAAUCCUUGUCGGGAACGAGAAACAUUUGUAGAGCAAACACCACGAAUGCCAUUUUCUGAUAAUGUUGCACAAUGGAGUAUUUAUGAUGCAUACAAAGAAGAUUUUGAUCAACAACAAAAAGUGAAAGAAAAAGAGCAUAAAAAGGUUAAAAAGGAAGAUGAUCGAAAGAAAAAAUUUGUUGUUGCUGAACAACAGAGCGAUGAUAUGGCAAAGUUUGCACGUUCAAAAUCAGCUAGUGUUUCAUUGAAAAUCAUGGAAAGAAUGAUAAAUCAGAAUACGUUUGAUGAUAUUGCACAGGAUUUUAAAUAUUGGGAGGAUGCCGCUGAUGAAUAUCGUGAACAAGAAGGCAGUCUUUUACCACUAUGGUUAUUUCAAUAUGAUACAGCAAAAAAAUUAGCUUGUACAAAUUUAGCAUGGAAUACACAUUAUACUGAUUUAUUUGCUGUUGCCUAUGGUUCUUAUGACUUUUUAAAACAAAGUCGUGGCAUGUUUCUAAUCUAUUCGUUAAAAAAUCCAAGUUAUCCUGAAAAUAUAUAUAGUACUGAAAGUGGUGUAAUGUCUCUUGAUUUUCAUCCAAAUCAUCCAAAUUUAUUAUGUUGUGGUUUUUAUGAUGGUUCAGUAGCUGUAUACAAUAUAGCCGAUGAAAAUAAACGUCCAAAAUAUCAGAGUACAGCAAGAAAUGGAAAACAUACCGAUCCUGUAUGGCAGGUUAGAUGGCAAAAAGAUGAUCUUGAUAAUAAUUUAAAUUUUUAUUCUGUAUCAUCCGAUGGACGAGUUGUCUGUUGGACACUUGUUAAAAGUGAUUUAAUGUAUACGGAUGUUGUACAGCUCAAACUCGACCAGCCAGCAACCGAACCAACUGACGGCAUACCACUGGCAGCAUUGGGUUGUGGCACAUGUUUUGAUUUUAACAAACAACAAGAUUAUUUAUUUAUCGUUGGUACAGAGGAAGGAAAAAUUCAUAAAUGCUCAAAAGCUUAUAAUAAUCAAUUUUUGGAUACAUUUGAUGCACAUAAUAUGGCAGUUUAUGCCUGUAGAUGGAACACAUUUCAUCCAAAAAUUUUUAUUAGUUGUUCAGCUGAUUGGACCGUUAAAAUUUGGGAUAUUAAUUUCAAAGAGCCAUUGUUCGUCUACGAUUUGGGCAGUGCUGUAGGUGAUGUAAUGUGGGCACCAUACUCUUCAACAGUUUUUGCCGCGUGUACGGCCGAUGGAAAAGUUUAUGUAUUCGAUUUAAAUGUAAAUAAAUAUGAACCGAUUGCAGAACCAAUCGUUGUACAAAAGAAGCGUACGAAAUUAACACACAUUACAUUUAAUGAACAUUAUCCAAUUUUAUUAGCUGGAGAUGAUCGUGGCAAUGUAAUAAGUUUAAAGUUAUCACCAAAUUUGAGGAAAAAACCUAAAGUCAAAAAAGGACAAGAAAUACCUGAGGGUCCGGAAGCAGAAAUAGCUAAAUUAGAAAAAAUUCUUGCGCUCAUCCGAGAUCCAGAUGAUACACGAAAUAAACAACGAUCAAAAGAUGAUACACACGCGGUAACAACGCAACAAGCAACAACAGUAGCUUUAGGAACCGAUAAUCAAGUUCGGUUCGUUCCUACGGACAUUGAUGAAGACAAAGAGCUUAUCGAUGAAACAGAAAAGCAGCCUUAUACCCUUGACGAAGCAUUUACAAAAAUAUUGACAUCAGAAAAUCCUCAUGGACCAAAGAAUCUUGUGUUAUGGAGUAAUCGAGAAAAACAAUUUGUUUCUCAUGUCAAUACAGAACAACUGGCUAUUCAUUAUUUAUAUCAUGGUAAUUUAAUAUCGAUUAAUUCCGAUGAAGCUAAACCAUAUUUGAUUCGAGAAAAAGUUAUGACAAAAAUUCGUCCUAUAAAUUUGUUGAAUCCUUCUACUACGAAGAAUAAUGAUUCAGAAAAAUAUCGUAUUUUAACAGUUGAUACUCAAAAAGAUGAAUAUGAUGUAUUGAAUGAUGCUAAACAAGAAGACGAUAAUGAAAAAAAGAUUUUAGAUAGUGAACGAGUAACGCUUCAUGAUGUGGAGGAUACGUUUAUUAAUGAAGAAACUGGAAAUCAAAUUCAAAUCGAAGAAGAGACUACAACAAAAGAUCAAGCGUCAUAUUUACCAUCAAAGCCAAAAAAAAUUUUAAAUCGUUUUAAUUAUUGUGAACAAGGUGUCCAAACAUAUUCAUCACCAAAAAAAGAAGCAUUAAUCUUAACUGAUCCAAUUCCACAGAUUAAGUUUGUUGGUUUAGCGAGUCAGCGAGUUAUUUAUCAAGAUUAUGCGGCUGAUUAUGAUAAACAGGAAAAAACAAAAGUAAAACACCAAAAUAUAUCAAAGUAUACCACAUUACGUCGCGAAACGGAAAAGAUAAAUUCCAAAUUGGAUCGCUUAAAACCAGAGGUUAUAAAUAAACGUCGUCAUGUUCAGACUUUAAAAAUAAUUGAACGUGUAUUAAAUCAAAAUCGUUAUUAUGAACUGAUUUAUGAUUUUAAAUAUUACUAUGAUAAAGCUGAUGAAACUCGUGCUCCUUUAGGAGCCCUGUUUCCACUAUGGAAAUUUCCACCAUCCUUUAGUGAACGAAGUGUAACAGCAUUAACAUGGAAUCCAGCCUAUUCGGAUAUGCUUGUUAUUGGCUAUGGACUUUACAAUCGAGCCGAACGUAUUCAAGGCGUUAUUGCCACGUUAACAUUAAAUAAUAGUUUCCCGGAAACAUUAAUUUAUACGGAUAGUACAGUGUUAUCAAUUGAUUGUCUGCCGACAAAACCGUAUGUUGUCAGUUUUGUCACUGUAUGCGUUCAAAUGAUUGACAGAUUGUCUAGAUAUUUGGUAUGUGUUGGGUUGAUGGAUGGUGAUGUGAUUGUUUAUGACAUAUCAGUAUCAUCUGGAAAACCAUUGUUUACAAAUCCACAUUAUACAUGUAAACAUUUUGGACCUGUUUGGCAGGUGAAAUGGUGUGCAACAGAUGAUCCACAUUAUCCGCGAUUUUGUUCAGCUGGUGGUGAUGGAAAAGUGAUGAGAUGGACUUGCAUUAAAGUAAAAUUAUCCU